Molecule: messenger RNA, 930 nt
Organism: Dipodomys spectabilis (banner-tailed kangaroo rat)
Lineage: Eukaryota; Metazoa; Chordata; Mammalia; Rodentia; Heteromyidae
Product: ubl carboxyl-terminal hydrolase 18-like
Exons: 9
Coding region: 1-870 (289 amino acids)
Biological process (GO): protein deubiquitination
Cellular component (GO): nucleus; cytosol
Molecular function (GO): cysteine-type deubiquitinase activity; cysteine-type endopeptidase activity
Source: RefSeq, a predicted model, not a curated record
AUGCGGUGCAAGCUGGGAACAGAGCAGCGGAUGGAGCGAGGAGGCGCCGCUCCUGUGCUCUGGAGAGUCCCUGGAGCUGGUCUGUUCUACGGAAUCCAGUGGGGCCAGGAGGGGCAUGCCCGGCAGCCCCCGGCCGGCCCGGCAGCAUGGUUUGUCCAGCACGAUGCUGCUCAGCUCUACCUCACGUUCUGGAACCUUCUUAAGGAUCAAAUAGAUGAUGUGGACUUGGUAGAGAGGCUGCAGGCCCUGUACACGAUCCGGGUGAAGGAGUCCCUGGUUUGCCUCCUCUGUACCAGAGAGAGCAGUAGGAACAGCAGUAUGCUGACCCUCUCCCUCCCUCUCUAUGACGUGGACGCAAAGCCUCUGCAAACACUGGAGGAGGCCCUGCGCUGUUUUUUCCACCCCAGGGAGUUAGCCAGCAAGAGCAAGUGGUUCUGCGAGGCCUGCGGGACGAAGACGCGUGGAAGCCAGGUCUUGAGGAUGACGCAUCUGCCCCAAACCCUGACCCUUCACCUGAUGCGAUUCUCCAUUCGGAACUCACAGACGGAGAAAGUCUGCCACUUGCUGCACUUCCCUCAGCGCUUGGAUCUCAGUCAGGUUCUUCUGGCUGAGCAUCAAGACUUCACUGAGGACGCAGAGCAGCGUGAAGCACAGUAUGAACUCUUCGCUGUGAUAGCCCACGUAGGCAUGGCAGACUUCGGUCAUUACUGUGCCUACAUUCGGAAUCCAGCGGAUGGAAGAUGGCUCUGCUUCAAUGACUCCAAUGUUUGUUGGGUGUCCUGGGAAGACGUCCAGUGUACCUAUGGAAAUCAUCACUACCGCUGGCAGGAAACUGCAUAUCUUCUGGUUUACAUGAAGAUUAGAGGUUAAUGGAUAUACUCUAAACCUUCAGAGACUGACAAAUUCAUUUCUUUUCCUGUCAUUGGAUCU